Molecule: messenger RNA, 447 nt
Organism: Centruroides sculpturatus (bark scorpion)
Lineage: Eukaryota; Metazoa; Arthropoda; Arachnida; Scorpiones; Buthidae
Exons: 5
Coding region: 28-366 (112 amino acids)
Source: RefSeq, a predicted model, not a curated record
AGGAAGAGUGAUAUUCAUUCUGUUAAAAUGAUGAUCAUUUUCUUGCUAGUUAUCUCUAUUGCUACUUUUGUCUCAGGACAAUAUAAUAUUUGUGAUGCCAAUAGAAGUCAAAAGGACAAAUUUAUUGGUUGCAUGAGAGAAACAUACAAAGCAUUCGAAAUGGCUCUCACAUGUUCUCAAUAUCUUGGCGUCAGAGACAUGCAACAAUUUAUUGAUUUGAGCUGCGAGAGAAUAAAACCCAGUAACGAACAAAAGAUGAAGUAUUUGGAAUGUCUGAAUAGAAACAUAAAUGUUAGAAAUGCUAUAUCAGAAAGCAGAGUAGAUAUGUUAGUGACGAAAUGUACCGAUUUAGCAAUGGCAGGAUAAGAAUUAUUGUAAUGACAAAAGAGAAUAUAAUGAUCUGAGAGAAGAUAAAUUGAAAACGAAUAAAAAAAAUUGUGCAUUAUA